Messenger RNA from Candidula unifasciata, 186 nucleotides. The record is from the annotation of a GenBank genome assembly. Lineage: Eukaryota; Metazoa; Mollusca; Gastropoda; Stylommatophora; Geomitridae.
AUGAUUUUGCCAGAAACGUCUGUGUCUAAUGAGUCAACAACAAACAAUAAUUAUUUUCUUGAUAACACUGCAGACUUAUUUAGCCCAUUUGCGAUGAAAAUUUUCCAGUGGAUUAUUUUAGCUGUAGUUUGCCAAGCAAUCGCCAUUGCUGGUGUGUGUACCAACAUCGUCAACAUUAUCUGCUUC